AUGGAGUCGUCGACAAUUGUUACACCUGGACAGAGACUAUGUAGAGAGAGUGAAUAUAUUGCCUCAGAAGGUACAUAUAUACACAAAGGUGCCAUCUACUCAUCAGUACUUGGUUUCUCACAUGUCAUCAAGAGACAUCAAAGUAGCGAACAAGAUGAUCAAACUAAGGAUAAGGAUGAUAUAGUUGCAUCAACAAAUGAGAAUGAUUUGAAGAAGGAUUAUAUUGUUGUGAUGAAGGAGAAGGACCCUGGAGUUGUGCCGGAUAUUGGUAGUGUUGUGACUGCACAGGUACUUAGAAACAAUCCUAGAUUGGCAUCAGUGGCUAUACUAUGUGUUGGUACUAAAGCUUUGAAAGAGACAUUCAAUGGCAUCAUUCGUGUACAAGAUGUACGCGCCACAGAGAUUGACAAGGUUGAGAUCUACAAAUCAUUCAGACCAGGUGAUAUCGUUGUAGCUCAAGUUAUAUCACUCGGUGACAGUAGAUCAUAUUAUCUGUCGACGGCAAAGAAUGAGUUGGGCGUCGUGUUUGCACAGAUGGCAAAGAUGGAGUUGGACUCGGAUGAGAAUAACAACGAGGACAACAAUAACAACAACAAUGAGAAUGGAGACGAACAGGAGAAUGAAGAGGCUGAGUCAUAA
This is a messenger RNA of Acytostelium subglobosum LB1, 639 nucleotides long. RefSeq lists its product as hypothetical. Gene Ontology annotation, biological process: RNA processing. Gene Ontology annotation, cellular component: cytoplasm; nuclear exosome (RNase complex). Gene Ontology annotation, molecular function: RNA binding. The record is from RefSeq and is a predicted model, not a curated record. Lineage: Eukaryota; Evosea; Eumycetozoa; Acytosteliales; Acytosteliaceae. The transcript has 4 exons. Bases 1 to 639 code for a protein of 212 amino acids.